Lactuca virosa is the source of this 1389-nucleotide messenger RNA. Lineage: Eukaryota; Viridiplantae; Streptophyta; Magnoliopsida; Asterales; Asteraceae. The record is from the annotation of a GenBank genome assembly.
AUGCCGAAUCCAGAGAGUGACGACUAUAAGUUUCUUCGUAUUGUAGAUGCCACGACUUCGAUUAAUCAAAAAGUUAACCUCAUUGGUGUUGUCACCGAAGCCGGUAUACCCAAGCAGAGCAAAGGCACUGAUUGUUGUUGCACAAUAAGGAUUGUAGAUGAAUCAAAUCCAAGCUCUGGGAUCUCCGUUAAUGUUUUUGCUGAAACUUUUGAUAAGCUCCCAAAUGUUGAGUCCACCGGUGACAUUAUUCAGCUUUCUCAUGUUGUGAUGAAACUUCAUGGAUCUGAGGUCAAUGCUGUUUUUAACAAAAGAUUUUCAGCAUUUGCAUUAUAUGAAGGAAGUGAUUUUUCAAACUUUGUACCUUAUCAAGUUUCCUCCAAGUUUCAUGCUAGAGAACAAGACAACAAGUUCAUAGCAGACUUGAGAAAGUGGACAAUUACUCACCUACCUGAAACAGAAUCAAAUGGCUUCUUCCAACUAAAUUCAAUCAAACAAGGAAUUCGAUCCAAUUUGAUUUGUAAGGUUCUUCAUAUCUGUGAAGUUACACAAGGUGAGUGGAUGCUUUUUGUAUGGAAUGGAACUGAUGCUCCACCAUUAGAUAUUCAUUCAAAGCUUGAAGAAGAGCUUAAGAACCCUCUUUGUCUACAAUUAGAAGAGCCUCCAUUGUCAAGAGAUGUUUUGUGUAGUUUCCCAACUGUUGGGACUGUUUUAAGGUUAACUGCUGACAGGUGUAAUGCCAGGCUGGCACUUCAGUUACUGAAAGUUGGCAGAUGGGUUCAGUUUAGGAAUAUUCAAUUUGAAGCUCGUGAGGGUUUAUGGUGUGGAAUUUUGAUGCAUUCUUCUAAGUUUAGUUAUUUGUCUGAUGACAAUAAAGUUGUAUUAGAGUUCCAAAGGGAAUACAAGAAACGAUUUAAAGGAAAGUGGACUCGUAUGCCAUUGUCUAGCUUCCCUUGGCCUCCUAAUCUCACAAAAACAGAGCAUGAGCACGUGCCUCUUGUUACACUGAUGGACAUAAUCACCUAUCCAAAGGUAUUAUACAAAUACAGAUGUGUAGUUCGUGUAGUGGCAACAUUACCUGGUGAGGCUACCAACUUCCGUGGGCCCUCUGGUAUUUAUAGGCUUCGCCUCACACUUGAAGAUGCUACAGCUAGAAUCCAUGCAUGUUUAUAUGACAAAGAUGCGGAGAAGUUUUUUGGAGGCUAUCCGGAUGAUGAUAAGAUGAUAAAAUUGCAUAAGGUGUUACUUGGAAUUGAUGAAAAUAAUGGAAAGGCAAGAAAUCCGCCAUGGAUUGAUUGUUGUUUGAAAUCUUAUUAUGUUGAUAAGAGCGACAUGUGGGGUAGUAGAAGAUAUGGGAUCUUUGAUACCAAAUUCAUUGGGUUGAGUGAUUGA